Molecule: messenger RNA, 4533 nt
Organism: Punctularia strigosozonata HHB-11173 SS5
Lineage: Eukaryota; Fungi; Basidiomycota; Agaricomycetes; Corticiales; Punctulariaceae
Exons: 17
Coding region: 1-4533 (1510 amino acids)
Source: RefSeq, a predicted model, not a curated record
AUGUCUGACGGGCAUGUGCCGUCGAAUGUUGCCGUGGCAAAACGACGUAGGCAAGAUGACGACCUCGGACAGCGCGAACCUCUGCCUGUGGACGUCGAAGAAGUGGUGGAGGGACUAAGGGAACAGAUUGAAUCGCUUCGUCAAACGAUGGUUAAAAUUAGUGAUCCGAAAGAAAGAGAUGCGAUGGAUGUGGUGACUGGCCGCCUUGUGACGCAAGAAAAGCAGCUCUCUGAUACUCGCCGACAACUUGCUGUCACUCAGCGGAACUUCGAAGAAACGCAGGCGAAUCUUGCGCUCCGCACGGCCGAGUUAGACCAACUUGCCAGAGAUCGCGAGUCCUUGUCGACCAAGUGUGAGAAAUUGGAAGGAGAAAUUGCAGCCGCUAUGGGGACAAACACCCAGCUCAAACUGCAGCUCGUCGCCGUGCAAGAAAAACGUCCCUCGCGUGUGUCCGCAAGGGUGUCGCCAUUACCUGUAUUCAGCAUCGACUCCACACCCUCUGCUUCGACGUCUUUUGUUGCCAUGGAUGAAGACGGGGAAGAUACGCCGCCUACCCCUGUGGCAGGUGUACGGGGCCUCAGACGUGAGAUGACUGAGGAAGAGCCUGCUCCGGAAAACAUUCGCCGUGAUCGCCGGGCUAAGGAACGCCUUCAGGAGGAGUUGGUUGCGUUGCGGGAACGAUAUCAGCGGUUGGAAGACGAGUAUCGUAAGGCGGAGGAGAGGUCGCGUAUGCUGCAGCAGAGUGGGGACAGGGCUGUCGAGAACGCUACAGCGGAGAUGGCCACUCUCAAAGCACAAUCUUCGAAGCAGUCAGAGCGGAUGAGCAUCCUGGAAACUGAAUGUCAACGACUGCGAGAUCAGUUGCACGCCGCAGAGUCAGAGCAACAAUCAUUGCGACAACAAGUAGAAGAACAGUCGCAAGCCGCAAACGAGAAUCAGAAUGUCGCAUUUUCCGCACAGGAAGAGAUGGUGAAAGCAAAUAGGGAAAUCGCGAGUUUACGCUCGCAACUUAAUGGAGUUUCGACACAGCUGCAGCGAAUCCAGGCCGACGCUGAUAUCGUGGUCUCGGAACGCGACGACCUGCGAAGACAGGUGAUGGCUGCGCGUCACGAACGAGAUGCGGCCGAGGAAAAACUCGCUGGCUUGGACCAGCAGUUCAGCGAGCUACAGGCAAAUCUAGGUCGUUGGGAAGCGGAAGGGUCCCGUGAAUUGGCUAGCCUGAAAGAAGCCUUAGAGAAGGAGUCACAGAAAGUCGGUGAACUCAAAAGGGAACUCGAAGUCAGCGCGGCCGAGUAUAACCGUCUCAAAAAUUCUCUUGAACGAGGGGAUGAGACUGCGCGAUCGAAAGUUCAACAGCACAAAGAUCAGCUCGCGGAACUCCGAUCUGAACAUGAAGCCUUAUCAGCUCAAUUCCACAAUGUUCAACGUGCGGAGCAGGAAGCCCAGAAUCGCAUAAAUGAACUCAUAGCUCGGCACGCCGAGGAGCUUUCGAAGGUGGAGGAUGAGCACGUGACGAAAGAAAAGAAACUGGAAGAAGAAUACCGUGCGGCCAAUGCAGAAUUGUUAUCGCAGAUUGCUAUCCUCCAGAGACGCAGCGACGACUCGGACAUCGAACGGAACCAGCUGUUGGCCGAUGCGACAGCAGAACGUGACCAAUUGCGAGCAGAUAUAGAGAAAGAGCGUAUCCAAUUACGGACCCAGAUGGAGGAGGAGCGCGCUCGAUUGCAAGGGGAGAUGGAGAACGAGCGUACCCAAUCACGGACAGAUAUGGAGGAGGAGCAAAACCGAUUGCAGAAGAAGAUGAACGAGUGCGCCCAACUGCAAAACGACCUGGAGGAGGAGUGCACCUGGUUGCGCACUGAGAUGAAGAACUUAUCCGAUCAAUGUGCAUUGAGCGUAGCCAAUAUCCAUGCAGCGCACGAAGACGAAACCAAACAGCUUGUUGCUAGCCACGAAGCCACGCUUAACGAGUUGCGCGAGCAGCUUGCAGAGGCCCGUGGUGCCCUGGACGAUGUUCGUGAAGUGGAUGCAUUCCUCGGAAACAGCAGCUUGAUGGACUUGGACGAUCCCGAGGACGAUCCCGUGCCGACCACCACGAGCAGGCCUGUAAUGUCCGAUGGUUCGCAAACAAUCGAGACACGCGACAGAGGUGGUCCCGAUGACGUGAACUUGCCGCCGAGCAGUAGUUCGCGGCUACUCGAUGCUUUGGACAAUUCGCGACGCACCAACCAGGAGGCAUUGCUCGAAAUCAAGGGACGCUUGCUGGCGUUGGUCGAUGACACACAAGACAUGAAAGAGCGUAGUCGGGAAGUGCAGGAGACGUUAGUUCGGAAUGGAGAACUGCACGAAAGCUUACAGCGUGUUACCAAACUAUUUGAAGCUACACAGCGCGAGCGUGACAGAUACGUCGAAAAAUUAAUGAAAGCUGAAGACGAACGCGCGCAAGCGCAGAAGGAACGAAAUGACAUGAUGGAAGAGGCGCGAGUGGCGAAGGAGGCGCUGAACGCGGCUCGCGCGGAGCUGGCAGCAGCAGAAAAGGCUCUUAAGAAGGCAAAGGAGGACUUGAAGGAGGCGAAGAACGAAGCGCGAAUGGCGGAGCAGGAGCUGAAAGACAUGGCGAUUGAGGACGAUCGGUACAUUGAGAGGGAGGAACUUAUGGCUUCGAUAGCGCAAAUACGUGAUAUGGUCAUGCGGACCAAGGAGGCGCUCGUUGGCCGAAGCCCUUCCCCACCUGAUAUAGACGACGAAACGGUUGCGGUGGUCGAUCUUCCCGGAGGACGAAAUCGGUCCGAAGAGAUGGAAACGAUCGCAAACUGUCAGCCUAUGGCGCUUGUUCUUGACGGGCUCGUCGAGUUCCUGAAGGAUGCCGCGGCAGGCCUUCCAGCUGCAAAUGUCUCUUUGGGCGGUGGUAAGGGCAAGGGAAGAGAGUCCGAUCCCUUGUUCAAGCCGGUCUUAUCACCUAUUGGCGAGGAGAUGACAUCAACGACGCCUCUUGGAAGCCCGCAAAACAUUGUUCUUCCGCAUGAUAUCCCGUCCUCAAGCGCCUCGGCAGGCCCAAAUGUCGUUGCCGCAAAAUUCACGACGACGACUCCCGUCGCUCCAGUUUUUGGUCCGCCCUUGGACGGUUCAGAGGCCCCUCCUGCUGUUCCGAGGACUCCAGUCGACCUCCAACUUAACAUACCAAGGACACCCCCUCGAGCAAGGACAUUUUCCCCAGCCAGUGAAUUGAGCCGCGACGACGCUCAGACCGUGAUCAGGAUGGUCUCCAUCAAACCAAGUCGGAUCUUGCCAAAGACUCAGUUGUUUGCGUCGCUGCCGACUCCACCAUCGGCGAAGGAAAAAAAGAAAGUUCGUCGCAGUACUCCGACGCGGAGUGCUUCACGGAGGGGCUCGUCUGCACCCAGCAGGGCGCCUUCUAUCAGCCUGUCUGACCGACCGCACCGCUCGAAAUCCAUCGAGCGCGAGGAUAGCGAGGAAGACGGAAGUCUGGGUGAAGACGAAGAUGACGAGGAUAUGAGAACCCUGACGCAGAAGCUCGAGCAUGAGAAGGCUGCCGUGCCCAAAGAAGCAAGACGGCGUCAUACGCAUUAUGUCAAACACGCCGUUCACAAGGUCUUCAAUAUCAAAGAAGACCUCGCCAUAGUGGGAAUUCAAAACAUUUCUGAAGAAGACAUGCGCAUCUUCAUGGACAGCGAUGGUCAUGAAGGCGGUCCCACCGAAGAGCGACUGGUUCCGGAUCUCGCCACGCUCGACUCGUUGUGGAAUAGGCGAUGGCUUGAGCUGAUGGUUAACAAAACCCGUGACUUCUUCCACUACGAAGGGGCCCCGCCUGAAGAUAUUCGGAGCAACGAGUACUGGGCGGACAUUGCGUGGACACGGCUUGGAACCCUUCAAACUAUCUGGCGCAAGCGGAGACUUCGUACGGACCCCGAAACUGGAAAGCAGGAGACGGUGGAGGAAGCCGUGAAACGUAUAGCGGAUGAGAGGUCAAGGGAAGCUAAAGCGCGCAGGCAUUACAACCUGCGUAAGGCGAAAUAUGAAAGAAGGUUGAAGGCCGCUGAUCAGAUAGUCGAAGCUCGCAAAGACGCUCCUGACGUGGAAAGCUGGCGGUUCAUCCGACGAAUGAUCGACUUGUACGGUCCACAGGGGAUGAGCUCGGAGGACAGUGGAGGCGAGGACUCGGAUGCCGAUAGCGACCAGGGGGGAAGGGAUUCCGACCCGAUACAAGCAAAGGUGUUCACAGUCAAGUGCAAUCCGUGGCGCAGAGACAUCGAGACUGAAUUGGGGGCGCUGGAGAAAAUGCACGCGAUGCUGGAGCAACCGAAAAGGAGCCAAGGCAGAGCUCAAGCGCCACGCGAAAGGCCUCCUCUCGAGGAACGCAAGUUGAGCAAGAGACCAGCAGUCCCUGGCUUGCCGCGCUCCUAUUACUCAGACGAUUGGUUUGAGAGCCUUUCCGUUGGCAGGAAGAGCGUGGUUCGUGCCAAGCUAGGGAAAUCAGAUGAGAAAUGGCCUCGCUUCACGUUCGUUGAGUAG